CUUGUGUCCAUAUCUCUAUGUGUGGCUUCUGCGGCUUGUUCCUGUUAUUCCUUCGGUAACAUUUCCUCAGUGCAUUCUUAUGAGGAUUUCACUGAAGCUGGAUGUCCUCAUGCAGAGCGUGAGGGUGUCCCGUGUCUUUAACCGAGUCAAACUCCAUUAGAAGCCAGAAAGUGACACCAGUGGGUGUCUGAUUGACAGCCACUAGAGGCAGUCUUAGUCCUGCAAUGCAAUCAUUGCAAAGGAAACGGAAAUGUUUUACAUGGCAGGACUAUGGGGACCAGGGACAUUGCACCCAGAUCUCUUCAAUAAGAUGAAGUGGUCUGGGUGCCUAUAGUGUCACUUUAAGCUAAACAUUUACUAAGUUACCUACAUUUCUUAUAUAUUUUAUAGUAAUCAAUAGUUACUCCACGAAGGAGAAAUCAGCUUAUCUUUCAUUGAACAGGGCUAUUUUUUUUACAGGGUCAUGAUGUCUUAUAUACAUAUGACGCAGUUUAUACAGUAGUCCACAUGCAACUAACUGAGCCUCCAGCUGCCAAUCACAACAUGGCCGACGCUUAGGGCAGGGCGCUUUCGUGAUGACGUCAUCUCAGCGUGCCGCCACCUAUCUGACAGCCGCUGUGUAAAGGUGGUCAUUGUGCUGAUGGUUUGUGCAGACUCGGUUCCCACAGAAAGAUACGAGCAGUGGAUGGUAUGGACAACCCGGACAUCUCAGGAGAAGCUGCAGGCGACAUGGCGAUGACCGCCUCUCAGAGAAGAGCCGAGAUCCGGCGGAGAAAACUGAUGACUAACUCAGAAGACAGGAUGAACAGGAUAAUGGGCAUUCACAAGCCGGCAGCCAUCGGUGAGACAUGUGAAGACGGGCAGUACCUGGCAGUGUGUUCGGCAGUGCGUGGCAGUGUGUAUUCUGCAGUGAGUGGCAGUGUAUUCUGCUAUGUGUUUUGCAGUGAGUGGCAGUGUGUUUUGCAGUGAGUGGCAGUGGAGGAUGGGUGAGUCUCACUGCAACAUAGAUAAGGCCAUCUUGAGGUCUUCCACUUUUCCUUAGACAAGUUGUCCAAUUCUCUCACCUAGAAUGAUCCACAUGGAAUAAAUGUCUAUAUAGUGAAGAUUUCUCCACAACAUCCACCAUUUGUUUAUGUAUUUUUGCUAACAUUGUCAUAGUAAUAGCUAAUACAAAUUUUUUGAUGCGUCCAUGCAAUACACACGGUUGUCAGUAAAGUGAGAAUUGUUGGGAAUGCUUUAACAUAUCACAGAAUUGCAGCAAAAAAAUCUUGAACAUCCCUUUAAUCUUCAAAAGCAUAGCUGUCAUUCUUCUCUUUAGUAUUUGAAUGCCCUGUCUUCACUGCAUAAACUGGCAGCCUCUUUCUUCUAGUAUCUGGCAAGCUUGCCUUCGAUAAAUUACAAGUGGACAAUUCUCUAUGUGACACUCUUGGUUGAAAGCACUUUAACCCCUUAAGGACGGAGCCAAAUGUACACGUUGUGAUGUCGCGAACUUGCCGCGAACGGUUCGCCACGAACGGUUCAUGGCGAACUCCGGUCAGCUGACACAUCCCAACAUGGAUGCUGUCCAAGAAGUAGGAGGGUCUGCCGGAGAUUGGCAGGGAUGUGUCAGCUGACCGGAGUUCGCCGCAAACGGUUUUGCCGCGAACGGUUCGCGACAUCACUAGUUGUGAACGAAACAAAAUGUAAACAAAACUUGGCAUUUGCACUACAUGUCUGUCCAACCGUAAUUCAACUCUUUCAUAGUAAAUACGCCCACCCUUAUUAUAUAUCAUUUUAUUCAGGGGAAACAGGGAUUUCAUUUAAUAUCAAAUAUUUAGCUAUGAAACAUCAUUUAAUAUGAAAAAAAAUGGGAGAAAAUAUGAUUUGUUUAGAUUUUUUUACUUCUACAUGACAUUUUAACGGUCAAUGUCAUAAUACUGUUUGCUUUUACUGCAAUAAAAUACACAUAUUUGUAUUCAGAAAAGUCUCAUGUGUAAAACAGUACCCCCUAUGUACAGGUUUUAUGGCGUUUUUGGAAGUUACAGGGUCAACUAUAGCACGUUAAAUUUGAAAUUCGCCAGAUUGGUUACGUUGCCUUUGGGACUUUAUAGUAGCCCAGGAAAGAAAUUUACACCCAUAAUGGCAUAUCAUUUGCAAUAGUAGCCAACCCAAGGUAUUGCAAAUGGGGUAUGUCCAGUCUUUUUUUAGUAGCCAUUUGGUCACAAACACUGGCCAAAGUUAGUGUUAGUAUUUGUUUGUGUGUGAAAAAUGCAAAAAACGCCAAUUUGGGCCAGUGUUUGUGACUAAGUGGCUACUAAAAAAGACUUGACAUACCCCGUUUGCAAUACUUUGGGUUGUCUACUAUUGCAAAUGGAAUGCCAUCAUAGGGGUAAUUUUCAUUUUUGGGCUACCAUAGGGUCUCAAAGGCAACGUAACUAAUCUGGCGAAUUUUAAUGUGAAAAAAUGAAACACAAGCCUUAUAUUUGACGCUGUAACUUUUGAAAACACCAUAAAACCUGUACAUGAGGGUACUGCUCGGGAGACUUCGCUGAACACAAAUAUUUGUGUUUCAAAACAGUAAAAAGUAUCGCAGCAAUAAUAUAUGUCCGUAAGUGCUGUUUGGUAAAAUGCAAAAACAGCACUUUUUACUGGCAAUAUCAUCGUUGUAUAUACAUUUUACUGUUUUGAAAACACUAAUAUUGUGUUCAGCGGUCUCCCCAGUAGGAGCAGUACCCUAUAUACAGGUUUUAUGGUGUCUUGGAAAGUUAUAGGGUUAAAUAUAGUGCUAGCAAAUUAAAUUCCCUUUACUUUCGCAUGGGUUGUCAGGCAGGUCCCGCUUAAUUGUAAUUAAUUAAAUACCCACUAUGUAAAAAUAUUACAUAAAUAUAUGUAGUGAAUUAAUAUAUGUAUAUAUAUGCGUGUGUGUGUGUGUGUGUGUGUGUGUGUGUGUAUAUAUAUAUAUAUAUAUAUAUAUAUAUAUUAUUUUUUUUUAAUUUUUUUUAUUUUUUUUUAUUUUUUUACACUUACCGUAUAUACUCGAGUAUAAGCCGACCCGAAUAUAAGCCGAGGCCCCUAAUUUUACCCCAAAAAACUGGGAAAACUUAUUGACUCGAGUAUAAGACUAGGGUGGGAAAUGCAGCAGCUACUGGUAAAUUUCUAAAUAAAAUUAGAUCCUAAAAAAAUUAUAUUAAUUGAAUAUUUAUUUACAGUGUGUGUAUAAAUGCAGUGUGUAUAUGAGUGCGCAGUGUAUGUGAGUAUGAAUGCAGUGUGUGUGUAUGAAUGCAGUGUGUGUGUGUGUAUGAGUGCAGUGUGUGUGAUGCAGUGUGUGUUUGUGUUGCAGAGCCUUGGUGGGGGGUGGGCAUUUUUAUAAAAAAAAAAUUAUUAUUAUUUAAAUUUUUUUUGUUAUAUUAUUAUUUUUUUAAUAAUUUUUUUAUUAUUUUUUUUUUUUUUUAUUAUUUAUGUAUUAUUUUGUUUUUAGUUCAUUUUUUUGUUAUAUUAUUUUGUUUAUUAUUUUUUAUUAUUUAUUAUUAAUUUAUUUAUUUUUCGUCCCCCCUCCCUGCUUGAUACAUGGCAGGGAGGGGGGCUCUCCUUCCCUGGGGGUCCAGUGGCAUUGGCAGUUCAGUGGGGGGAGGAGGGGGGCUGGCAGAGCUGUUACUUACCUCUCCUGCAGCUCCUGUCAGCUCUCUCCUCCUCCGCGCCGGUCCGUGCAGCUCCUCUGUCAGCUCACACUGUAAGUCUCGCGAGAGCCGCACUAUGACCCCGCGGCUCUCGCGAGACUUACACUGGGAGCUGACUGAGGUGCUGCACGGACCGGCGCGGAGGAGGAGGGAGCUGACAGGAGCUGCAGGAGAGGUAAGUAACAGCUCUGCCAGCCCCCAGUCUGUAUUAUGGCAAUGUAAAUUGCCAUAAUACAGACUGACUCGAGUAUAAGCCGAGUUGGGGUUUUUCAGCACAAAAAGUGUGCUGAAAAACUCGGCUUAUACUCGAGUAUAUACGGUAAUUAAUUUAUUUUAAUUUUAUUUCCAGCCAGCAGGGGGACCACCUGUCAUUACAGGCAGCCCCCCUGGUGGCAAUACAGCAGGCAGCCUACCCGGCCAUGUGAUUGUGAGGUCCAGAUAAGUAAAGAAAGUCUGGAGGGCGUACUAUUACGCCCGGCGGCAUUUAGAGCCGCAUAAAAUAGGGCGUAAUUGUACGCCCUCCGGUCUUAAGGGGUUAAAACAUAAAAAGUAAUCUGGUUGGCGUUGUUGGUAGACAGUAUGAGUAACCCUGGAUGUGUUUGCUGAAUUCCAAAUUUUAUUUUCAUAUUAUGCGUUUACAAAUAGGAGUGCCAGAAAUGUGUUAAUUUUUUUUGUUUUAUCCUUUUAACCUCAAACUGGAACUAAUCCUCACAGUGGAAAACUGUCCUGACAUUGCUUGUAAAAAAAAAUAAAUAAAAAAAGAACUAUCAAUACAUUUUCGAUAGUAAACAUCAAUAUUAAUAUUAUUUUUUUUUUUUCCUAUUUAUUUCCCACCUUGUCAUGAUUCACUUGCUUGGGGAAGUAUCCCCAGGCAUGGCAAAUGAAAUAAGGGAGCAGGUGAAGCAUGGGCAGGUAGGUAGGUGUUAUAUGGACACCAAGUAACACCCAUGAAGAAAUGGCAGCAAUGGAACAGAGGAAGAGUGGGCAGUGAUUUUUCCCAAAUUUUACACUGAAUACAUAUAUCUUUGUGAUAUAAUGCAUUUAAUGUAUUGGGGGGGUAAUUUAUCCUAACUUUUAUAAGCCAUGAUAGGUUCACUUAAAUGUUUUUAUGCUUUACGAGAGUCCCCAGCAGCCUAUCGCCUCUGCACCGCUUGGGCUAAUGAGGAAGCAUUAGCCUGAGAAGCAACUUGUGGCUGAGAGUGGGCUGUCAGCUGACUGCUUUCCACUUAUCACAGAAUCCAUUUCUGGUAUAGCUAGAAGGAGUGUGUUAUCUCUGCCUUAGCAAUACUUUCGUUGGGGGCUAGACUAUAGGUGGCCAGUGAUCCUUUUUUAAUGUUAGAGGAACACUAUAUAGUGUUAGGAAUAGAAAACUGUAUUUGUAACACUAAAGUGUACCUCUGCAUCUACCUUUUCCAGAUAUUUGAGGAGGAUGGCCACCUAAAUAGUGUUUUUAAUAUGUUAUAUUUUUGGAUGAACCUUUAAAUUGAUUUAAUAUUAUGAAAAAUGUUUUUACUUUUUUAUAUACAUAUUAAUAUAUUUUUGAUAUAUAUUUAUUAUUAUUAUUAUUAUUAUUAUUAUGUUGAAAAAAUCAUUUAAAAAUAUUAAUUAAUAUUAAUCAAGGCCAUAACAGGUCUGUGCAAGUGCAGAUCUCAAAGUGAAAUUUUGAGUUUAAUAGUUUGGCAUUUGUAAGCAAACAUUUAUGCAGAGGUUAUCUAGAGGUACACAAAAAGGCUUGUCUUGACACAUUGACUAGCUACACUGUCUCUGGAGAGGGAAGAUGACAUUGUGUAGCCAGUUGUUAAUGUAUUUUGGGAUUCCCUCUUUUCCUCUACAUUUCACAGAACUAGAAAAACCCUUGUUUAUAUCCUAACAUGUAUUUUACAAAACAAAUGUUUUAAAGGAAGCUGCUUUGUGACUAUCACUUAUUGUUUUAAUUCUGUACUUUAGAUGAAUUGCGCAUAGAAAGACUUGACAAAUCAGAUUCAUCAGCCCUGUCUAAAAGGGGUGUCAUUCUUUCUGGAGACACAAGCAUAUCAACUGAACACCUUUAUGGCAGUGGAGAUGGGAGGGAGUCCUACUCAGGAGAAAGGACAGAUUUCAGCCAGAAUUCAGAAUUCCGGAAAGACAACAAUGGACUCUGGAAGAGCAGUGGAGAUGUGACAUCUGACUCCACCCCAAAAGGCAUAAACCAAUAUUUGUCAAAGUUUGAUGAGGCCAUGAAACUUAGGAACCAGCUAAAUGGGGAGAAGACGAAUCAAGAAAAUGGUAAUGGAGUGGAGGAGUUGGACUCUUUCCGCAUUUUUAGACUGAUUGGAAGUGCACUUCUUGCUGUGGCAGUCAGAAUGUUUGUAUGCAAGUUCUUGGUAAGUGAUUAUUAAUCUUUUGAGGGGAUAGGGGAAGUUUGAAUGAGUUUAUUUUUAUGCCUGAAUUUGUGUACUUUUAGUAAUACCUAGAGAUUUUACUACACUUUUGCAGUUGGUGUGCUUACAUUUUGUUACAUAAAUAUUGGCAAAAUUUAUCUCUAUACCUAGUGUAUGUUUUAAUUCAUUGGUCAGUAAACUGUUACUUGUGCAUAUAUACAUUUGUAAUUAAAUAUUAGAUUGUAGAUUAACCAUGAUCACCAUCAGUACUAGAAUAUACCAAUCAGAUAUAUAGCUUUGCUCAUAUGAUACUGAUCUGAGGCCCAAUUAUUUUUUACCACCUAAUGUUGUAGACAUUCUAUUAAAUAGAAUGGGUACUUAUCAGAUGAAUACAUAAAUACAUUUAGAGUCUUUAUGCAUUAUUCUCUAAACCUGGUAUUAUUAGGAAUUUACCAGGUCAUUACAUAUUUUUGUGGAAGUUUUGGGUACAUUGUCCACAAAUUCUCACAAAUACACAUGAUGUAUUCAGUGUAAAAUUUCAAGACAUACCCACCUUACCUCUGUUCGGGCGCCACCAAACCUUGAGCUUUGUUCAUUGUACUCUUCAUGUAUCACCCAUGUUCGCUCCACCCACACUCUUAUGUGAUUUGCUCUUCUUGGGAACCCUUCAAUUCCUAUUGGCCCUAGCUAGUGCUGACAGUGUCUGCUCUGGAGUUUCCAUAGCAACUGCAGCACAUGUGCUACUUUUGCUAUUCUUGGGAGAACAGAAGGACCACCUUUUUUAGUCAAAUCAACAGAAUAGAGUGUAUGCCAAAGAUUUAACUGAGAAAUGUGGAGAAAGACCUAUUUUUAAAUAGCCAAUCUGCUAAUAUAAAGUAUAGAUAAAAUGUCAUGCUCUUUCAAAAUAGAAUGAAUGAUUUGAGGCAUGACAUGUCCCCUUUAAAAAAAUAUUUUAAACAGGCAGAUAAACAUAAUAAAAAAAAUUAUUGUAAUGUAAAGGAUGCAAGAUUCUCAUUCAUUCUCUCUCUUUCUCUCUCUUUCUCUCUCUUUCUCUCUCUUUCUCUCUCUUCUCUCUCUCUCUCUCUUUCUCUCUCAAUCUGCUAAUAUAAAGUAUAGAUAAAAUGUCAUGCUCUUUCAAAAUAGAAUGAAUGAUUUGAGGCAUGACAUGUCCCCUUUAAAAAAAUAUUUUAAACAGGCAGAUAAACAUAAUAAAAAAAAUUAUUGUAAUGUAAAGAUUCCUCAUCUAUCCUCCUCUCCUCUCCUCCUCCUCCUCCUCUCCCUCCUCCUCCUCCUCCUCCCUCCCCUCUCUCUCUCUCUCUCUCUCUCUCUCUCUCUCUCUCUCUCUCUCUCUCUCUCUCUCUCUUUCUCUCUCUCUCUCUCUUUCUCUCUCUCUCUUUCUCUUUCUCUCUCUCUCUCUCUCUUUCUCUCUCCCCCCCCCCCAAAUUGUACUUAUGUUGAUACAUCUAAUUUUCAUUUGCAGUCAAUAUUUGCUCCAUUCCUCACUUUACAACUUGCUUUCAUGGGAUUGUCGAAGUACUUUCCAAAGGUAAGAUUAUUUCACUUAAAGAAAAAGUUUAAAAUGCCAUUUUUUUUCCUUCUUCUCCUACAUGUACUAUAUGUUGUUUACAUUACAGCCUAGGGACACUUCCAGGGGCCACUAGAGGUGCUUCAUAGGUCAGUGCUGCACAGCUCUGACCCAGGAAGUCCUGAGAUGCUAAACAUUCUCCGUAGAGACGUUUGUGUUCCUAACCCUAUAGUGUUCCAUUAAAGUACAGAGUUGCCACAGUGCUUCUUUGAGGAGAUAAACCACCAGUGUUUCCAAUUGGUGGUAGCAAACAGAUAUAAGAAAAUACUUCAGAGUCUAAACUGUGACAUUCUUCAAAUAAUUCCCUGAUGUAGGCCUCAAUUCAAUAAUUUUGGAUAAACAUUUAAAAAUUUUUUACAAAAUUAUAAAAUAUUAAAAAGACAUCAUAUAAAAUAUCAAUAUAUCUGAAACUAUCAAAAUAUUAAGAGGUUAGGGGCGUGGCUAACCGCCGAGCGGAAUGGAAGCAUAGAUUCUCGCUCUGGCACUAUGGCUCCGAAAUAAGCGCCAAUUUAGAACAUCAGGGCCAGAGAAUAAGGAGGUGCAGUGCCGGAUCUGACCAUGUCGCAACCCAAGGCAAAAAAAAAAAAGCAGCGCUUGGGCUGAGAAACUGAAUUUUUUUUUCAAUCAAAAACCGGCACAGAAUACUCCAAACACGAGGUCCACGGGGCAAGAUGGCGGCGGGGAAUCAGGGACAUGCAGUCGUGGCAAGAAUCAGUAGCCGAUCUCAGGAAAGAUAUUCAAGAUUUGGGUUGGCGCACCACGCAUAUAGAAUCCAAAAUGGAUCUAUUCACCUCUGCCCAUAAUGACAUGGCAGAUCAUGUCCAAACGCUGGAGCGUAGAGGAGAUGGAGACGAAACUCAUGGAUGUGGAAGACUAUGGAUUGCCACCGAACCUACCUCUCUAUGUAAGAGGCCUGCUACAUGCUUAUGGCUCAGAAAUACCGGCGAACAUGCUAUUAGUCAGCCGGGUACAUAGGGUACCUAAACCCAGACAUCUGCCAGACUCAGUGCCACGAGAUGUAUUGCUGAGGGCACACUAUUUCCACAUUAAGGAAAUAGUGCUCAAAGCUAGCAGAAACAGGACCUAUCCGCCAGAGGAAUAUACAUCAGUGAAAAUAUUUGCAGAUCUGUCUGCAACCACGCUUUGGAGGCGUAAAUUGUUCCAGCCGGUGCUCAAUAUCCUCAAGAACAACUUCAUCCGAUAUAGAUGGGGAUUCCCUACCAAGCUCCUUGUCACACGGGAAGGCAGCAUCAAAGCCCUACCGACACCUGAGGAAGGCCUCAGCAAGAUGGCAGAGUGGGGCCUGGUGAGUCACCAACCUGUGCAAGCUCCUAAGUUGAGACAGAAAAUCUCUCCGGAAUGGCACACAGUAAAGGCCGCUGCGAACCACGGCUAAGCUUAACGGUCAAUAAGCCUAAACGGACACAAGUAUACUUGCUACCUCUAAUGUUUGCCGUCAUUGGCAAUCUGGCCCUAUGAGGGCGAUGAAGGACAAUAUUACCAUAUAGGUUCUGAAUGUGUAAAUAGUUUUAGUCAUAAAAUAUUGGGUAAAGGUCUGGCAUUCCCGGAUAUAUAGCACAACCCAACCAACAGAAGGACACACUAUAGUAGGAAAUACAAAUAUAUAGGCCAAGAUUUGAAUAUGGGCUCUUAGUAUCCCUACAACAGCCCAGGAUGGCCCUUAAAUGAUAUGGGACAUCUGAGUAUAGCCGCAUCUAGCCUAAAGGUAGGGAGCGGCCAGGUGACUCCCGCCCGGGGGGUAUCCUACCUGCUCUCCGGGUAUAGCAGUGAGGAUAAGAAAUGUGUUUUUAAAAAAAAAGUGGGAGGGGGGUUUAUACAGUGGAGAGAAAUGUUUCCAGAAAAAAGUUAGAAAUUAUCUCCUGGGAAAGCCUGUCAAUUUUGUGUAUGUUUAUGUAUUGUGCAAUUUUGCUUGUAACCCCCUUGUAUACACGGGUCCGCAACUUAGAAGGUUCACCCAAUGAGAAAGUUAUACUGCCCAGGCCCCUACAUGUACUCCUUUCCAACUAUAGAGAACCCUGGCCUUGAUACUGACCUACCAAGUCGAGCCCCUAGCCACCAUAGGAGAUGCGAUUCUCCGCUACUCCCGUAGUGCGUCAAGUCCGCACUACUUCUCCACUAAGGAAAUAUCAGAUACUAUGAAAACAUUGCCAAAUGGGAAAUCCCCUGGCCCAGACGGCUUCACAAAUUCCUAUUAGAAACGAUAUGCACACGUACUAGCUCCUAAGCUGGAAAGGGUAUUAUAUCAUAUCUACGGGCAAUAUUUUGUCCAAAAUGCCUUUGACACAUAUUUCAACCCUUCCCAAACCCGGGAAAAUCCCCAACAAAUGUCAAAACCUACGACCAAUAUCUCUAUUGAACACAGAUGUCAAGAUACUAUCAAAUGCAUAUGCCAAUAGAUUGUCCACAAAGACCAGGUGGGAUUUGUGGGGGGCAGACAGAGACUGGAGGGCACUAGGAAGUUGAUAAAUCUCCUAAACGAGCGGAGAGGAGGAAGGGCCCCGUGCGUAUUGGUCUCCCUUGACGCUGAAAAGGCAUUUGACCGGCUGCAUUGGCCCUUCCUCCUCUCGGUCCUUGAGAAAUUCUGGUUCCCCCCGGGAGUUCUGCUCCCUGAUCUUGGCGUUGCGUUCCCACCCAGCAGCAAAAGUUGUAAACUGAAGAUUCGCCUCUAAGCAAUUCAAUAUAACUAACGGUACGAGACAGGGGUGUCCUCUGUCCCCACUACUCUACAUUCUAAGCCUGGAGCCUCUGACACCGCUAUAAGGAGUCAUCCAGAUAUACAUGGCAUUAAAAUAGGAGGGGAAAAUCACAAAGUCACAUUAUUUGCAGAUGACAUAUUCCUCACACUGGAGCAAGCACACUUAUUGCUGCCCAAUCUACACGCCAUAUUAAAACGAUACAGCGACUGUUUCUAUUACAAACUAAACAUCACUAAAACACAAGCAAUGGGAUUUGACAUCCCACAUAAGACGCUCUCCACACUAAAAGCAGGCUUCCCCUAUGACUGGAGACAGGACUACCUGACCUUCCUCGGUGUGGCGUUCACAGCAUCUGUGGCGGAACCAGCCUCGCCACUGGGCAUUGGAGAAGACUGAUUGCCAGCCUCCUGCCCUGUGACUAUGGCCCCAUGUUGAAAUGCUGGAUUUUCCCCUGCAAAGACCCGAAAGCCGGGUCAUUCAGUACUUUCCCUAUGUGAGCAGUGUUACCCCAGAUAGCUAUGCCAUGGAGCCCAUUCAUAACGAAAGACUAUGUGAAAGACUUUGGCUCCAUGGCAAUUGAACUGUAUGUAUGUGAUCUGAGCGCCAUUCAGUAAUAAUUUGCGCUCAGAUCUAAGCUAUCUGGGGAUAUGUUGAAUGUACCAGUUUUAUGCAAUCGCUGCACAGUUAUAUAUUUUUAUGUAUUUUAUUGUAUUUUGCUACCAUGUGGCUAAUGGAGUUUUUCCUCUGUCCUUGGAGAUAAUUGGAUUCCUUCCCAAUUAUCUCCAGGAUAGAAGACUCUGUGGAACUGGUUUUGGGCAGAAAAACCAUGCUUCAUUUUGUCAAAUAGGACUUUCCCUUAACUUUUUAACCCCUGAACCGAUUGCCCUGAUUUUUGAGGAUGUGUAUAUUUCAAGCAUGCAGAUUCUGAAAAUUUAUGUUUUAUGUGAAUGGCAUGUAUAUUUUGGAAGUUAUUAAUAUUUUGUAAAAACUGUAUUUCUCUGCCUGUGAUAAUUAUAUUACCCAUUGUGUUUAGUAAUCAUAUCACAGGCAGAGGGGAGGAUUUUGUUUGGGAGAGUCUGUGUGUAUUGGACGGAUUGAUUGGUUGUAUUUCAAAACCCUGUGGGCAGUACUAUGUUUGUGGAUUGGGAAUAAAAGAGGCUGUAUGUGCCAGUACAGUCAGUUCUUCUUGACCUCCAAAACGAAGUGUCGUCUCGUUAUUGGGGGAAUUGGAUUGUAUGCUGAUUGCCAGGAGUGUAAGCUGAUUGUAUGCUUUUCCUGUUCAGCUGCUUACAGCAUUCAUAUGCUUGAGAGCAUUCAUAUGCUUCUCCGGUCCGGUGGUUGUGGUGUCUGCUGCAGUACUUGGAGUCCUCAGGAAGCGCUAGGAGCAUCCUUCAACGGAGGUACCAAGUCGGAGUGCCAGGUGAUCCGUUACAUUGGUGGCAGCGGUGGGAUGGCGUCCUAGUGCGAGGUAAAGCAGCUCAGAGACACCGUUCGUGGAGUUACAAAUUGAGGGCAACGCUAGCACUCGUGCAGCGUCCCUGGGAGCAGAGGUAUCCAGCGACUUGGAGCAGACAGGUAUGGAAGGCUCUGGCUCUGAAGAUGAUUGGCUGGCCGAGGUAAGGCAGCGAGUGGUCCAGUAUCUGAAUGAUGUACCCAUGGAGAUACGCCGGGUGAUCUGGAACCAGGUCACGGCCGAGCGAAACACAAGGCUGGACCGAGAAUUCCGGCUGGCGAAAGGGAGAAAGUAUGCUCAGCGGAUGGAGUGUUACAGCAGCCGAGUAGAGGCUGCAUCCGAGGAGGUUAGUGGUCUUCCCCUGAGGUGGCUGGAGGAACCCGAAGUAGGGGUCCUCAUAGACUGGUCCUGUGAGGAACCAUAACAGGCAGGUGGAGAUGGGACCAAGGUCUCUCCACCGGGCCCACCGGGAUGCUGGGCAGCCAGCCCAGAUCCCCAGCAGCAGCUGGAGUUGCAAGGUGCAGAAGCAGGUGGUCCUUACUCGCAAAUAUUGAGAGACCUCACAGACUGGUCCUGGGAAGACCCACAGAUGACAGGUGGAGAUGUGACGGCGGUCUCUCUACUGGCCCUAAAGGGAUGCUGGGCAGUCAGCCCAGAUCCUCAGUGACCGUUUGUAUCACAGGGAGCUGAAGGUGCUGUCCUUCCUCCCCAGCGGCUGAAAGUGUGUAAGGGAGAGUAGCUUGUUACCCCCUCUCCCUAGCGACAGCAUAACCCACCAAGGGGAGACACUAAGCCCCCCACCAGCACAGAUGGGACCGUGGUCUCUGCGCCCAAGCUACAGGGAGUACGGACAGUCGGUCCUGCUCCCCACAAGGUGUAGGAACAGUUGGUCCGGUCCCCCUGCAGCAGGACUGUUUAUUAAAAGGGGAGACAGUCGGUCUCCCCCUCCAGCAGCAGCACCGGGUCCAAGGAGAGGAGCCUACCACCCCCUCUUCACAGCUGGGCUCCAACCAGACUACUCCAGCUGAAGUGCUGGCACCAGGGCAGAGGACCGCUGGUCUCUGCCCACUCAGCAACCCACAGAUCCGGAGUACCCGUACCAAACACAGCCGUGAUGGAGCCCCUGGACAAAGACUGGCUGCACGUUUCCCAGGUGCAGUAACUUUUCAUUGUGGGUGGGCUGCACUACUGACUAUGUUUUAUGGGUGGGUUGCUGGACUAACCAAGGCACUGACCGACAGGAGGCCAGAUACCUUGUUAGUCUUUUUGGGAAAGGGGAGAAAUGUGGCUGAACCAGCCUCGCCACUGGGCAUUGGAGAAGACUGAUUGCCAGCCUCCUUGAAAUGCAUGAUUUUCCCCUGCAAAGACCUGAAAGCCGGGUCAUUCGGUACUUUCCCUAUGUGAGCAGUGUUACCCCAGAUAGCUCUGCCAUGGAGCCCAUUCGUAUAACGAAAGACUAUGUGAAAGACUUUGGCUCCAUGGCAAUUGAACUGUAUGUAUGUGAUCUAAGCUAUCUGGGGAUAUGUUGAAUGUACCCGUUUUAUGCAAUCGCUGCACAGUUAUAUAUUUUUAUGUAUUUUAUUGUAUUUUGCUACCAUGUGGCUAAUGGAGUUUUGCUUCUGUCCUCGGAGAUAAUUGGAUUAUUUCCCAAUUAUUAUCUCCAGGAUAGACACUGUGGAACUGGUUUUGGGCAGAAAAACCCAAUCCGACUCCCCCAAACACAUUUUUAAAGAGGCCCAGAAAAUAAUCAAUACCUUUUGUGUGGCAGGGGACAAGACUCUGAGUUGCAGCGACCACACCAUACAAGCCCUUUUUCAAUGGGGGGGGCAUGGGUCUCCCAAAUCUGGCUGUAUAUUAUUAGUUAACCAUGAUUUUCCCUAUCCUCUCAGCAGCCGUACAGAAGAGCCAACCUCCCUGGGCACGCAUAGAGGCACACUAUACAGGAGGCCACUCACUGCUCUCAUUAGCCUGGACACCUAAAGCCUUGUGCCAAACAUACCCCAGAAUUUUACCUAUCACAGCCCUCACACUUAAACACUGGGAUAGACACCUAACAAAGACAAAACAAACCAUGAGACCAUCGGCAGCAGUGCCGAUCGAGACACUUUCCUCCUUGAUACCGGACUUUAAUAUCAAACUAUGGCAAAGACAUGGAAUUAAAUCCAAAUAUCAUCUACUUCACGAAGGCAAACUUAAAGACUUCACACUACUACAGACACAGUAUAAGUUAUCUAACAUUGCACAAUUCUCAUAUAUAUGCAGAUCACAUAAUGGUUCCACAAACCUUAUACGCAGGGCAAUACUCUUGUACAUGGACAACAGCUGAUGGACGAGGAAAAAAUGUCUAAAACUCAUCUCACUCCUAUAUUCGGCAGCAUAAAACACAACCCAUAGAUUCAAAAAUGGGAAAAAGAUUUAAAAGUGGAAUUUACUAUACAUCAAAAGAGAGCGAUAUUCAGAGCUCACAAACAUUUUACCCUAAAUAGCUCUCAUAUAGAGCUCUCUAGAAAAAUAAUAUACAGGUAGUAUAUGGUUCCCAGCAGGCUAAAAUACCUAGACCCAAGCAAGUCAGACUCCUGCUGGAGGUGCCAUGUACACACAGGAUCAAUGCUACACAUCUGGAGGUCGUGUCCACAUUUAGCCCAGUACUGGGCGGAUACUGCUAAGCUGAUCCACACAAGUACAGGAGUAGACUUACCAGACACACCAGAAAUUUUUAUAUUGUUAGUAUUCCCGGAAAAAAUCUCCAAACAUCUACUGUAUCUAAUAUACCACAUUAUAAUAGCAGCAUUAACCUCAAUUAUCUGACAUUGGCUACAAACCACUCCCCCUACAAUUCAACAGUGCAUUAACGAAAAUGACACAACAAAACGCUAUGAAAUAAUUGCACGUAGGGCACUACCACCCUCUAAGUUCUGGGUGGAAGCAUGGGAGAGAUGGGAUCAGCACUGGAACGGAGCGGUGUCUAACGACCUAACUCCAGAACCAAUCUCCCCUAUUUUGGGGUGGGCCCUCGGGGGACCGACUCCAACAGCUGUGUACAGCCCACUUGGGACGACAAAACUGUGACCUGUACAUAUAGCAAAUGCUAGUUGCAGAACACCGGUGCCAACUAAUUGACUAAUCAGCAACACACACUAUGCCUUGACACAGGCAAAACACCCUAGACUGAAUAGUCUAGACCCGAACCUAAGCGUACGGUAACCUCAUGAAAGCUCAAGACUAUUCUGGUUUGCUCGUACUUGCCGCAUAACAUCCACAACGUACCCUGGGACCCUGAACAGGGACUUGAAGGUACAAAUCCAGUGGGUCUUCAGCCAGGAGCCCAACUCACCAUAUACUUUGAACUUAGUUCAUAUGGAAAUUAUUGAAUAAAUACUUUGGGUGUGUUGUCAGCCUGUUGAUGUAUAAUGCUAUGAAAUCUACUUAAGCACGACCCGAGGUGCAUACACGCAUGUACCUCGGAACGUGACAAUGUAUAAAGAUACCUCCCCCCCCUUUCUUUUAUUCUGUACCCCUUUAUUGAAAACCAAUAAACAGUUAUACACACCAAAAAAAAAAGUUUUCAAAAUAUUAAACCAUUUUUAAAGUGUAUCCAAAACUUUAAAGGAUCGGGUCAGGAACACCCCCACCCCGUUCCUUAACUGCCUAAAUAUAACAUCUUAACUUAAUUCUAGUCUGCUGCUCCUGGCUCUGCCCCUGACCUACUUGCUUGGCUGAAAUCAUCAGAAAUUAUGUUCUGGGCCAAUCACAAUGCUUUCACAUAGUAAAGUAUUGGAUUGGCUGAGAGUGUCAAGGAGGUAGAUCAGGGGUAGAGCCAGCACAUGCCAAACACAGCCCUGGCCAAUCACCAUCUCCUCAUAGAGAUGCAUUGAAUCCGUGCAUCUCUAUAAAGAAAGUUCAGUGUCUCCAUGCAGAAGGUGGAAACACUGAAGGGCAGUGCUGCACAGUGUGCAGCAAUGCCCCAGGAAGCACCUCUUGUAGCCGUAUGAGGAGUGGCCAGUGGCUGUAAUGUAAACACUGCAUUUUCUCUGGUAUUUCUCUUGAACAUCAUUUAGUACUCAAAUUAAAAACUAGAAUCAAAGUGCCUUUUCAAAUUAUGCUAAGUAUCUGACGUGCAAAGAGAGACGGGAUAUAUACGAUUUACUAAAGGUGGAAAAUAAAUUUGGCUAAUUAGUCUUGAAGAAAUAACUGACGAUUAAGAGAAUGCAGAGGGAUACAGUCUCUGCAGGCCACCUGCAAUUUUCCAUGUUGGGCAUUUAUGGGAAUAAUGUAACCAUUCUAUCACAGCAAUGGUUUCAAAUAGAAAGCACUGUGCACAACUGCAGAGGAUAAUCUGUGUACAGACAAUGUAGAUUGCAUAGAGAUAGUUUUACCUAUUUUGUAGCCAUUGUUAUUCAGGAAAAUGAGCAGGCAGACGCUGGGACAGAGGGAAAAAAUAACCGGAUUUAAAAAAAAAAAUAAUAAUAAUAUUUUUUUCCAGUACGUUCUCUUUCCAUAGAGCUAUAUGCUGUGCCUGUAAAAAAUAAAUAAAUAAAUACUAGUGCAUUCAGUUUUUUUUUUUGUUUUUUUUUUCUCCCCGGGCCCAACAGGCCCAAUUUCGUUUCCUAGUGUAUUGCUGCUGUGGACAAUGUCCUUAGGCAGUAGAGUGCAAGUGCAUCAUUCAGCAUGCUCAAGCUGUGCACAGGCACCUGGACCCUGUAAAGAGCAUUACAGCAGUACUUGCCCUUUUAGCGGCUAUUCCCCUCUCAGGCCAACCCUUUCAUCCCAAUGUUUGGAGGUAUGCUUCUCCAACUCUGCAUAUAGUUUAAUGCCACAUUAAAAAUCCUAUAAUUGUUGUUGUGUUUUUUUUUCAGGGGGAUAAAAAGAUAAAGACGACGGUCCUUACAGCAGCACUUCUUCUGUCUGGGAUUCCUUCUGAGGUGAUCAGUCGCUCACUGGAUACAUAUAGCAAGAUGGCAGACGUUUUCACUGAUCUAUGUGUCUACUUUUUCACCUUUAUUUUUUGUCAUGAAAUACUUUUAUUUUUUGGCUCAGAAGUGCCCUGAUUGUUAUUCAUUGCAUAUAUACAUUUGCACACUUUCUGUAUCUACUAGUCAACAUCCAGCUACAUGCAAAACAAAUUAGUCCUUUGCUAUCGGUGUAUACUGAAUUGUUAAAAUAAUUGCUAAGGAUUUUAGCAGUCUUUACAGAUAUUACUUUCAAAAUGUUUUCUGCAAAAUGUUGUGUGCAUCAAUUUGUUGAAUAAACAGUUCAGGAUGGAUAAAUUAUCCAUUCCUCAGAUACCAUCCCUAUUUAAAAGGUAAACAAUUUAAUUGCUCCCAAAGAUGAUUUCAUUCUUCCUCCCAACCAUAUUCUCCAUUUGUAGAACUUUUUCUACCAUUGUUUGUCUACAGUGCUCACUGCAUUUGUCAUCCACUUAAACCAACUUUAAGUCCAGUGUAAGCAUCCAUCCAUCCAUACUUCUAAAAACAUUAUAUCCUAUAGAAACCAGUUUCUUUUCUGGUGAUUUCUAUAUUACAGUGGCAGUUGCUAAUUUAUUUAUAAGUCAUUUCCAGUGUAAAUGUAUCUCAAAUAUACUGGACAUAAAAAUACAAUAUUUAUUAAUCAAUAUACAAAAUUCUGUAAACUACCGUACAUCAAAGGAAGUGUGUGUGUUUUUAGUAUGUAAUAACAUUUAGAUAUAUUAUUGGCUUAUGAGAGAAACAAUGAUUUAAGAAAUGUGGGGAGAAAAAUCUUUAGCUUGGCUUUUAUAACCGGCUAAUUUUUUAUGUUCAAAGGAAAAAAAAUAAAUUAAACUGACAGAUACUAUGAUCAUUUUAAGCUAUCUGUGGCAAUCACUGUAUCGGUACCUCUAAUACUGUGGUUCAGAACUCACUCCUCAAGACACACCAAAAGUACCUGAUUUAGGCAUUUCCAGAUUCUGGUCCAGAAGGGUUAUUGACAAACCUGCAGUAUUGGUGUGCCAUGAGGACUGUGUGGGAAACUACUGAUAAGCUAAAUGUGUCUUGUCUUGCUGACUAUGGGUUUGUGGCUGUCUCAUGUUACUGUCUCUGUGUUACAGGGAUUAAGGUGAUGUUCUUCCCUGCAUUGUACCAAUAACAUCUGCUUUUGUUUUAAGCCUGGUUUUGCAUUCAAUGACACUAAUAGUGCCAUAGGGGACCUACCUCAGUCCUCUGAUACAGAACCCCCCCUCCACCCAAUAUAUUUCUGUAUAUUAAUGCAAAAUUAGUUUAAGUAGACAGGCAGGUGUGAAUUCUUUUAGGCUAGGUGCCAUCUUUAUUUCUCAGUUCAGACUUGACCAUAUGCAGCAUCAACUCUUUUUAUACAAAUGCAUUUGCCUAACCCUCUUUUCAUGUAAUUAAUUUAUUUAAGUUUGUGGUGGGCACAAAGCUAUAGGUAAUCUGUUUCUUUACUUAGUUAACAAAGGUGUUGAAUUCUUAGUUUUCGUUACAAAUAUGGCUUUUGUGGAAUUGUGUUCAGAAUUGUGCCCAAGACACAUUAAUUUGUUUUCUAGGACUACUAAAAAUGUAAUAUUGCCAUGCAAUUAUAAAUGGCAAAAUAUUCUACCUGUUGCUCCCUAUUGCCCAUCAAAAAUCCAUUCUUAAUUAAAGCAUAAAAAAAAUCAAACUAAGUUUUAAAACGGCAUUUGUACUAAUAGGGAACGGUAGAUCAAUUUCUGAAUGUAUACAAUUGAAACCUGCUGCUAAAUGAAUGUAUGUCUGUUCAUACGUGUGGCUGGGAUACAUCCUUUUUUAGUUGUGCUGUGAUUUUUUUUUUUUUUUUUCUUAUGUUUAUUCCUUCCUUCCAUAAGUACUUAUGUAUGUUGUGUUAUAUGCCUGUUGGUUCUGGGAGCUCAGCAUCAAAAGUGUGUGUGUGUGUGUGUGUGUUAUGACCAGUAUCAGAAGCUUACAGUAUAAGUCUGCAUUUAUCAUUAUUAUCAAGUAUAUUGUCCUCUAUCUAGUUUUGUUGUAGGAAAAGAAUAAUUACAGAUAGAUGAUUCUGCAUAGUUUUCUGUGCUGCCUUUACUUUCCAUUGAGUUAAGUGCAUUUAACCUGAACUAAGUGUGCAUAAUGAAAAUCUGAAAGUGUAUUUUCAUGUGUAGAAUAAGAUUCUACAUAUAUUUUAUGUGCUGCCUUCACUUCCCAUUGAGUUAAGCGCAUUGCUCUUUCUAACCACCUAUUUCCUGAACUACCACUGUUGUGUGUGCUCUUAAGAAUGCCCAUUGUGCGUGCAGCAAACUGAAAUCUACAGGCAUCCAUUUCAAAUUGUGUCACCCUACUUGCAUUCAUUGAGAUCAGGAUGUCCCCUCUAUGCUUCAGUGGGCUACAACUUCUCCACACUCCCAGAUCUAUGUACUGUAAAGAAACAGGCGUAAGCAUCCUUCUCUACCCUCAUUGUACCUUUCAACCAAUCUUCCCUGCCUUAUGUUGUCCUUCAUUCGAAGUUCGCACUAUCUAUUCAAACACCCCCCUGGUUAUCCUAGACAUAGCCUGUUGAAUUAUAAACUUGUUUUAAUGGAAAGGUUAAAAAAAGAAAUAUAUUUGCCUUUUUGGUAACCGAUUACCAAUAUAUGCUGCAUUUGAUGUAUAUAUUAAUUCAUUAUUGGUAUUUGAAAAAUGCCUUCAUUAUUUUGUUUUAAUAUGUUCUUUUGGCCAUUUAUCCCUUUCAUUCCAGUCUUGGUAAACAAACAUGUAAUCUGCAAAUUUAGCUUAAUUUAUGUCUGGUACUUGGGGUUAUUGCAUCUCACAAGAUGUUUCUGUAACCGGUACAAAGGAGACAAUGGUCGAGGAACUCAAAGUGUAACCAAAAUGCAGGUUUAUUGGAACAGUGUUCAAGCAACGUUUCAACUCCCAAAAGGUCUUAAUCAAGUAAAAAAAAAAAAUAAAAAAAUAAAAAAUUCUGAGCCUGAAAAAGACCCUUGGGGGGGUCAAAAUGAUGCUUGUACACUGUUCCAAUAAACCUGCGUUUUUGGUUCCACUUUGCACAAAUGUCUACUUUCUAAACUACAGAGUGGGGUUUGGCCUACCUCAGGUUCAGUUGCACCCUAGGGACCGAGGGAGUGCAGUGUCAAAUGGUCUAUUGAAUGCUGUAACAGGUACAAACAUUUAUUGCAAUUCCAGAUGUUAUAGACUAAAGACAAAAUGAUUUAAAGUUAUCAAAUGAGCUGUUUCCCACAGCAUCUUUAAUGGUAAACGUUGUCUACACCUGGGCAGUAUGCCUUUUUUUUAUAUUUGCAUUGUAUUAAAUUUGAAUAUUGUGCCACAUGGCAACAUCAUGACGGGAUCACGAUUUACAGCAGUGUUGUUAAUCUUCAUCGGUCAGGAACAUGUGCCCAAGAGUAAAAACAUGUCUGCUAAAGGUUCUCAGUUAUGCACAGGGCUGUCUUUAACACGGGGCAGCUGCCCCGGGCCCAGUUGCUCCUGAGGGGCCCCAGAGCAGCUGCCUCGUGGGCCCCGCGAUUUGAGCAGCUCCCAUGUACCUGGCGGGGGGGCUGCACAGAGCCACACCAGCCGCACACUAAGGAGGCCCCUGGGUGACCCAUGCACUAAGGGCCACCCGGUGGGCAUGUGUCAGCAGGGGCCCGGUCGGGCACUGUGACACUUAAACAGCGCGACCGGGCCCCUUCCUGUUUGGCAGCCGGCUGGGAGGAAGUGAGUGCCGCGCGUCACUUCCUCCCAACGGAGAUCACAACUGCACGGGAGGAGAAAGGCAGGGAGGAGGGGAGUUCCAGAGGAGAACUCCCAUCUGCCUCAGCCUGCCACUGGACCCCAGGGAAACCAUCCUUCAGAAAAAGGUAAGAAACUGGAGGGUGGCUAAAUGUAUGUCUGUGAGUGUCAGUAUGUCUCUGUGUCUGUCUGUGUGUGUCUGCCUGUGUCAGUAUGUCUGCGUGUUUGUCAGUAUGUCUGCCUGUGUGUCUGUGUCAGAAUGCCUGUGUGUGUGUCGAUAGGUCUGUCAGUGUAUGCGUCUGUGUGUGUCAGUAUAUUUGUCAGUUUAUGUGUCUGUGUAUUCAUGAAUGUGUGUCAAUAUGUCUGCCAGUAUAUAUUUGUGUGUCAGUGUAUGUGUAUGUCAGUAUGUAUCUGAGAAUGUUUUAAUAUGUCUGUCUGUGUGCGUAUGUGUCAGUAUGUCUGUCAGUGUGAUUGCGGGUUGGGUGUAAUUAGGGGGUUGGGGGGGGGGAAGGAGCAGGGCCCAGGGGGCCCAAGAAAAUGCAUUACCCAGGGUCCUAAUCAUAUUAUAGACGACCCUGGUUAUGCAGCUAAAUAUCAUAGACCAGGGCUCAAAAUGUCUCAGAAUUUCAAACAUUGAGUUACUAGAAAUGUAUUCACCAGCUUUAAACCCAUGUGAAUGUCAUUUUUCUCUUUUUUUUUAUUUUUUAUUUAUUUUUAUAUAAAUGGCCUGUUCAGAGCAGAGAAUGUCAGUAUGUUUUUUAAUUUAGAAGGGUGUAUGAAUUCAAGGGUGUAUUCAUGCAAAACAACUGUUUCGAUGCAGAAGUGUGUUUGUGUAGAGUGUCAGUUUCCAAGUGCAAAGGUGGAUAUGUGCAGGAGUGAGGGGGUUAAUAUUUGAAUCCUGACUUUUUAUUAUUUCUUCCCCCUUACCAAGACAUUUUCUAUAUUCUAACUAUUUCUCUUCUCCACAGUAACCUUGUUGAACCUAUCCCUUUUAUUUAUAUGCCUACUUCAUUUACUGAUGCCACCUCGUCUCCCUGCCAAAACUACUUCUCUAACCUUAGUAUUUCUUGUCUCUCAGGAAGCUAGGGAGCGAGUGGAAAUUUUAGGCUAUAAGCAGCAUCUUUUUCUGACCUAUGGUGGCAGCACAUAUGGGUGGUGCUUCCUAAUUGGGACAAGCAUCUGCAAGAUAGGUGAUUAAGAAAAGUUCCUCCCCUUUACCCUAUAAAGGGCUUCCCCGGCAAACCUACCUCAGUUCUUCCUUGUCCCAGCACGGGACGGAUCAAGCGUCUGUUGGAGGUGAGGCACACAGGUUGCUGUCUGGGGGAGGAAGCCCGAUAGCCGCCCGGGUAAUAGGCUGAGCAGCAUGGCUCCAUUUGUGAAGGUUCCAGAGCCCUUUCUGUGUAACUCUGCGCCGAGUAUGUUCCGGCUUGGUGAGUAUGGGCAGGCCGGGGGACUCCUUCAUUAUGUUGCAGGCCGUGUGCCUGCGCACAGUGCUGGAAUGCACACCCGGGUGGUGUUGCGUUCCACCGAAGUUCCAGGUGCUCUAUUGCGAAUGCGCGAACCGGAACUUCGGGGGAAACCGCUAAGUGCGGAUUGCUGUGCUGUUCCCUCUGUCAGCAGGAAGCUUGUCAGAAGGGUUUCCCAUGUCACUAACCCUCCUCACACCCCCCCCGGUUCAGAGGUUUUCAAGGUAAGAUUAGCUGCUUUUUGCCUUGAAAAUCUGUUCUGAUUAAAAUUGCAAGUUAUGGAUGGAAUUGUUUUGCAGAAAGUGGACUGUAGGUGCAAGAUGGACUGUUUGUACACCGUGGAAUACCUCUGCUAUACUCUGCUUUUGCUUAUUGUAUGUGUGCUACUUCCCUUACUGUGGUUCUGGAGUUUAUAAAUAUGACCAUGGUGCUGAAAUUUCUUUGGUAAAAUUUAGCAGAGAAUAUGCAAUUAUUCCUAUCUUUAAAUUCUUAUAGAGAAUCAAAUAGUGUAUCAGCUGCUCUGCCUGAGAUGUUGUGCCGGUACCGAAGAGAAGCAUCCUUCGAUUACUUCUAAUGUAUGUCGAAUGUUUAUCUACUUCUUCUUAAGACAUGUCUGGUUCAUCAUACUGUGUGGAGUUGGUUCCCACCUGAUGUACCGAGAAGGUUCAUUAGGAAUGAAUCGGUCAUGGGGCAGGAUAAAUCUGCUAAACUUAAAUGAGGGUUAUCUGUUCCUCAAACCCCAUGUCUUUCUUAUAUGCAAAAAUGGGAACACACUGUGUAACGAGCCUUUCUUGCCCGACAUUUAAUAUGCUUACUAUCAAAUGGGUAAAUGUUACACCCCCAGGUACACUGGGAGGCCAUACAAUUCUGCAGAAGUAGCUGCUUUAAAAACACUGUCGUCAAGAAGGCUGAGACCUCUUGCAGACAAUCUUUCCAGACGUCUGGGUUUUGGUAUGGGUCUUUGCUGGCAGGUGCAGCGGUGUCCAAAACUUAUAACUUUGUAUUAUUAUUAUUAUUAUUAUUAUUAUUAAAUAACCUCCAUUAACGAUUAUAUAUUAAAUCGUUAAUGGAGGUUAUUUAAGUAUCCUGAUUAGCAGCUUGUCAGUCUCCUGUUUUAUUUGGGAUUGUCACAUAUUUUAUAUGGAUUUGACUAAUAAAAUUUGACAAUGACGGGCAAGAUCAUGGGUUGAUCUGCGGUUUCCCUUAUAUCGUGGUGGCUUAAGCUUGGACGGCAGAUCGGCAGUCUUUUCGGUCACCUGUUUACUCCCAUUAGGGAAAAGAGUAUCUCUUAUAACCUAUGUCGAAAAAGGAAAAAAGGCUCUGCCUCAAGACAAGUAGAAUUAGGGCUGACAUGGGUAGGCGUUUCAGACACCAAGAAGCUUGGAGGUGUAAUCCUGCAUUUCUAUACUAAAUGUGGAUAGCUCAGUGGGUUUAGACCUUGUUCAGCCCUUGGGGUUCACAGGUUUGUUUCCCCUGCAGGUUUGACUCAGCCCUUCAUCCCUUUGAGGCAGAUGACUGGAGUACCAUUCAAUGGAGUCACUUAACACCAGUUUUUAUCUUAAUGUCUCUUACCUGGCUUUUAAGUGGAACCUACUUGCAAUCACUGGUUGCUCGAACUAGUUAAAGAGGGCACCGCAUCUGAUACUCUAUUUACAGAAACAGUGUUCCUGUUGGAUUCAAGUAGUUUGAGAUAUGGUUCUGUGAACCACAAAGUUUGUUGGGUUCCUCAGGAAUCUCCUGGUUAUCAAACUCUGAUCAUUCAUUUUAAACCAGUUAUGAAUUUAAAUUAAUUGGUUAUUCUCCUGAGGUUCAGAAAUGAAACUUCUGCUUCUGUUACUCUGAUUCUGCAGAAAAGAAUUUCUUGGUGUAUAUAGAUCAGAGAUAUAUUCCCACAUAUCCCUAUUGCGGCCCUUCAAUAAGUUUUCUGAAAAUACGCCAUAAUACGUGGAUUGUAGAGAUUUCAUUGCUCUUCAAAACGCACCUAUAACAGCAUAUUUUAGGGAACGAGGCAUUUCCUACUUGUGAGUUUGGCUACUUAUUGCUAAUCGGGACAUUUGCUCUUUAAGUGUGUUCGGGUAGCUAGCAUAGCGCUACAGCAACAUGGUCGGAUAGGAAGACUAUAAAGUACUUUCUUCUUCAGAAAUUUUAGGGUUUUUGGAGGUUCGUGUUAACCUUAAAACGUUACCUCAGCACUCUUAAAGGAAAGGUCCAAUUACUAAAGUGAAAAAUUCCUCCAUAAGGACAGGAAAUGAGCUUGCUGGGAUGUCUGACAUCUUCAAUUCCUGCGGUCUACUGGGCAAAAUCUGGAUUUGGCCACUACAGUGGAAAAUUAUCUCCUCUAGGUCAAAGUAUGGAAAUCUUCUGUCUCCUGGACUCUCUUUGAAAAAAGCGGAAGCUGCCCGUUCUGCCUAUUGAAGGAGUAAUUUUCACCACAGAAUGCAUCUAACACAGGCUGGGUCACUCGUCUAAAUUCUCUAAUGUGCCAGCGUUCUUGGUCCUAAGAAAAAUAGUCCACAAAUUUCAGAGCUCUUAAGGAAGUUGUUUACUCCCCUCACCAAUUCAGAUCUUGGUUAAUCGAGGGACCUAUUACAAUGCGGUCAGACCACGACACUGUUUCCCUCACGUCACCAGACAGGGCAGUGCCAGAGGUAAGGUCUGUUUCAGCUAUGUACCAAAACGGUGUACUGGGCUCAGGAUCUCUGGGAGGUCCACACACUCAUGAUGUGUCGACAAUGUCCUCACCUACAACCUCAGGUCUACAGAGAGAUUUGGAGUACCCGGAUAGACCUUAUGGCAAAGAGGGAGAACAUGAAGAUUCUCAGGUUUGCCUUUGUGUACAAGACAGUUCAUGUUGAAUAGUUGGUCUAUCUAUAUAAGGGUAUUUCUCCGGGCUUACAUUUUUUUUUUCUCCUAUAGACUGUUCCCAAGAUGACUUCAAAGAGGUAACGGACAGAGCAGUGGUUCUGCCAAUCUUUCCGUACUAGCCAAACACGAGCCAGUUUUUGGCCUUGGUGGAGAUGAAUUUCAAGUUUGGGGAUCUUCCGAUCUCAAACACUUUUUGAAAACCGGAUAUCCUACUGGAAGUGUUGAAUAGGUAGGGCACUGCAUAGUGGAUCCCUUAUCUCCACUUGUUGCAUAUAAUCUUCUAGUCAUUCUGCCUCAAACCUUUACAUGAGGAUUUGGGAUUGUCUUCUAGUUCAUUUGUCUGGUUGGUUCAAAUUUACACUUCCUGCAGGAAAUUUCCACAGGUUGUGCGUUUCCAUGUUAAGACCCAAUUGUAUUCCCGAAGUUCUUGAUGAGAAGGGAUUGGUCUUCGUAUAUACUGGUUAGAGGUUUCUUUAAAGCAAUAGGCUUCUUAAGCCACCCCGGAAGUUCUGUUUCCCUCCUGGGAUCUUUCUUUGGUCUUUCAGGUCCCCUUUUACUUUGGAGGGGUUCCUUUUAACAUGCUAAAGCUUACCCAGCAUUCUGAGUGGCCAUUACCUCUGCCAAGAGAGUAAGCGAGCUUCAGGAUAUAUCUUCUUCAGUGGAAUUUCUUAUAUUCCAUCAUGGUGAAAAUUGUGUUUCAUCCUAAAACUUCAAUUCUUCCAGAGUUAUCUUUUAGAGUCGUUAAUCAGCUCAUCCUUCUAUAUUUAUGCCACCUCACCGCUGAAACUAGAUGGCAUAUUCUAGAGUUAAAAAAGGGCAUUUCAGAUGUACCUAUCAAUAUCAGCCAAAUUCAGAAGAUCAAAUCACCUGUUGUCAUCUUCUAGGAAAGUUUUAAGGGGAGUGAAACUUCUCGUAAUUCUAUUUCUUGUUAUUUCGUCAAUCAUAUGGCCUAUGCGUCAGUAGUUUUGAUUCGCCAGCGUCUUUCAGAGCGCAUUCCACAAAGGCCAUGGCCACUUCGUGGGCAGAGAAAAGCUCUUGCUUCACCCGAACAAAUCAGGAUGGCUGCUUCUUGGUCAGCUUUUAGCACCUUACAAAACAUCAGGCAUUUUCAGACUAGAUGUACUCUGCGUCUAAAAUUGCAUUAGGGUGUAGGUACUUCAUGCUGUUUAGGCAUAAGGCCCACCCGAUUGGGGCUAUAUUCCACACGUGCUGCCACCAUAUGUCAGGAAAAAAAACAAAUUUUUACUCUCUGUAAAUUCUUUUUUCUUAAUAUGGUGGCAGUAUAAAUCUCCCUCCCUCUAAAUUACAAUUCUGCUUACAUUGUGUGGCUUAGGUGUGUAUUCUUGCUACGACUAAGGUGGGUUUGCUGUGGAAGCACUUUAUAGGGUAAAGGGGAGGGACUUUUCUUAGUACCCUAUCUUGCAGAUGCUUGUCCCAAUAAGGAAGCACAACCCAUACGUGCUGCCACCAUAUUAAGAAAAAAUAAUUUACGGUGACUAAAAAUUUCUGUUUUUGCUCCUGUCAAAUAAGUUUCCUGAACCAGGUGUUGGAAAGCAUGAACGAUGGGAAAUGGGAAGAUGUGGCAGCUAAAGUUGUUUGAAGGUCUGUCACAUUUCGUUAAAAAUAAUUAACAAAGUGAUUUUCAACAUACUUUUUAUGCAUGUUUCAGAUUCUAUCUUUAUGAAAGCCCAAAUUUAAUAUACUGCUAUUUUAAAGGCCUUUUCGCCUUAUCUGUAUGUUUUUUCUGAAUGCGUCCAAUUCUCCUAGCUCUUUAUGCACCAAUAUUACAAAAUAUUUUGAUGUGCCAAAUGAUUCUGGUCAUUUAAACCACUUCAUCCAGUUGUUACUAAGAUAUGGGCUGAUGUUUGAAAUAAUUUGUAUUCGUUUUCAGACUGUUUCCUUCCCUGUGAACUUUACAGCAUGACCAGGGAGUCUCUGUUUUAAAUUAUGUACACAUUUUCAAGUCCUGUAUUUAAAGCUCUAUGUAUAAGAAAGCAAAAAAACAAACAAAAAACAUAUCAUAUAUGAUACUUUGUGUUUAUUUCUCUGCAAAUAGAACAUGUGUUUAAUGUCGCUUUACCUAUUGUACCAUUCUUUUAUUUGCUCUCAUUAAAGUAUCGCCCCCAAAUGGCUUGAUAUAACUUUUUAUUUUUUACUUAUUUUAUUGCAACGAAGUAGUAUGUUGGGUGUGUGGAUUGGGAGAUUAAUUAUGCAUGGAAAAUAUAACUACUGGUGCAACUCAACAAUCCUUAAUAUUUUAAAAUCUUUUAAAUUACCAAAAUGUAACUCUAGAACAAUCCUAAAACUAUGCAGGUUUGUUGUCAUAAUCUCAAAAUACUUAAAUGCUUGUAAAUCAGCAAAAAGUGAAAAUGAGCUUUAAAGGCUGCCAGAAGUCUCUAGGUACCAUCACCCAUACUACUGUAAAAUUGUUUUGAUUGAAAUUUUGCCUUUUGGGUUUCAAAUCCCUAGAAUUAGCAGUCUGCUGAAUAAACCUGUAGGGGUCUUAGACGUCAU
Molecule: messenger RNA, 27285 nt
Organism: Pelobates cultripes (western spadefoot toad)
Lineage: Eukaryota; Metazoa; Chordata; Amphibia; Anura; Pelobatidae
Source: the annotation of a GenBank genome assembly